Molecule: messenger RNA, 1302 nt
Organism: Choloepus didactylus (southern two-toed sloth)
Lineage: Eukaryota; Metazoa; Chordata; Mammalia; Pilosa; Megalonychidae
Gene: BECN2
Product: beclin 2
Exons: 1
Coding region: 1-1302 (433 amino acids)
Biological process (GO): cellular response to nitrogen starvation; late endosome to vacuole transport; autophagosome assembly
Cellular component (GO): phosphatidylinositol 3-kinase complex, class III, type II; phagophore assembly site; phosphatidylinositol 3-kinase complex, class III, type I
Source: RefSeq, a predicted model, not a curated record
AUGUCCUCCAUCCGCUUCAUCUGCCAGUGCUGCAGCCAGCCCCUGAAACCUUACCAGUCCACGGAGAUCCUGGGCCUCAGCACCACCCAACGAUUUGCAGUUUCAAUGCUCACCUCAGCUCAGGGGCAGCCAGCAGGAGAGGGGGUAGGCCGUACCUCCAGGGAGGAGACAGAUAUUGAAAAGCAACAGGAUGGUGCUUCUUGCAGACCGGAUGAAGGCUUGACUUCCAGGGAAAGUUCCAACAACUUCACCUUGCUUGGGGAGUUUGUCCCCAUGGGAUCCCUCAGCAGCAUCCAGAAGGUUGCUGGGGACAUUUUUGACAUCCUCACUGGCACAAAAGAGGUAGAUCAUCCCCUGUGUGAGGAAUGUACCAGCACUCUUUUAGAGCAGCUGGAUACCCAACUCACUAUCACAGAACAUGAUAAUCAGAACUACAGAGGCUCUUUGGAGACCGGGAAGCUGAUGAGUGAGUUUGCGAAGGACAUGCUGCAGAUGGAGCUGACGGGCCUGGAGCUGGAGGAAGCCAGGCUGGUCAAGGAGCUGGAGGAGCUAGAGAAGAAUGGUAAGAGAGCAACAGAAGAUCUCAGGGCAGCCCAGGUGGAGACGGAGGCACUGGACCAGCAGGAAAAGCAGAAUCAGAGGGUCUACAGUGAGCUUAAACAGCAAGAACUGGAUCUGCUUGAUGAGCUGACAAGUGUGGACAACAGGCUAAGGUAUGCCCAGACCCAACUGGAGUGGCUGCAGAAAACCAACGUCUUCAGCAUAACAUUUGAUAUCUGGCAAGAAGGCCCCUUGGGCGUCAUCAAUAACUUCAGGUUGGGCUGCCUCCCCACAGUCCCUGUGAGCUGGAAUGAGAUUAAUGCUGCUUGGGGACAGACAGCUUUGCUACUCCUUGCCCUGUCCAAUAAAAUUGGACUGGAGUUUCAGAGGUACCGGCUUGUCCCCUGUGGAAACCACUCCUAUCUGAGGUCGUUAACAGAUGACUCCAUUGAACUGCCAUUAUUCUGUUAUGGGGGGCAGAGUGUUUUCUUGGAUAAUAAAUUUGACUAUGCAAUGAUGGCAUUCCUGGACUGUAUGCAGCAGUUCAAGGAAGAGGCCGAGAAGGGUGAGUCGGGUCUCUGCCUGCCCUACAGGAUCAAUGUGAAGAAUGGCCUAAUGGAAGAUCCUGCAUCUGGCAGUGAAUACUAUUCCAUCAGAACCCUCCUGAACACAGAGGAGCAGUGGACAAAGGCUCUCAAGUUCAUGCUUGUAAAUCUGAAAUGGAGUCUUGCUUGGGUUUCCUUAAGGUAUUGUCAAAAAUGA